Molecule: messenger RNA, 2137 nt
Organism: Hirundo rustica (Barn swallow)
Lineage: Eukaryota; Metazoa; Chordata; Aves; Passeriformes; Hirundinidae
Product: lysosomal acid glucosylceramidase-like
Exons: 11
Coding region: 1-2118 (705 amino acids)
Biological process (GO): glucosylceramide catabolic process
Molecular function (GO): glucosylceramidase activity
Source: RefSeq, a predicted model, not a curated record
AUGCCCGUGGCUGUCCAGGGGCGGAUGCAGCCGGGCCAGACGCGCAGCCCCAGGUGCCCGCGGGCUCGGGCCGGGCUGUGCGGGGGAAGCGGCCCCGGAGCCGGGCUGGGCCGGGCCAGGGACACCGUGCGUGUGCAGGAGGGCCGGGGGGCACCGCUGCCCCUUAGGGUGGAGACCCUACAGGCUCUGAAGGCUGUGUUCUGCUGUUCCGACAUUAAACACGGAUGCUGCCUUGAUGUCUGCGGCUGGAAGAGAAACGUCUGGGUCCCUCCCCUGCUCCUGGGCACCGUGGCUGGGUGCCACCCCGGCGUGGAGCCUGCUGGAGUCUGGCAAAGAGCGCAGAGCACCCGGAGCAUCGGGGGGCAGCCCCCCUUCCUGCCCACCCCCUGCCCGCCUCAGCUCCCCCCGGGGCUCACCCUGCUGAGGGACGCUCCAGGCGUGAGUCUUCUCCCAGUUCCAAGCGUGCGCUGCCUGGCUGGGGCUGAGCAGAGCCCAGGUGCUGCUCCCCGGGACGCGCCAGAGCUCGGGGAACGCGGAAGGGCCAUGCGGGCUGUCGGCAUCCCGGGCUGGCUGCUGCUGCUGCUGCUGCUGCUGCUGCCCGUGCCCCAGGCGGCAGGUGCCCGACCCUGCAUCCCCAAGGAUUUUGGCCAUGGCUCGCUGGUCUGUGUCUGCAACGCCACGUACUGUGACACCCUGGACCCCCUGGUCCUGCCGGCCCCCGGCUCCUACGCCGUGUACGAGAGCAGCAAGGCCGGCAAGCGGCUGGAGAGGAGCGAGGGGAGAUUCCAGAGCAGCCUGCGCACCCCAGGACUGCUGCUGACGCUCAACAUCUCCACGCUGUACCAGCACAUGAAGGGCUUCGGCGGGUCCCUCUCCGAUGCCGCUGCCAUGAACAUCCUGAAGCUGUCACAGCCAGCCCAGGACAACCUGCUGCGCUCCUACUUCUCCCAGAGCGGGAUUGAGUACAACCUCAUCCGGGUCCCCAUGGCUUGCAGCGACUUCUCCGUGCGCCCCUACAGCUACGAUGAUGUCCCCGACGACUACGAGCUGAAGCACUUCAGGCUGGCGGACGAGGACGUGAAGAUGAAGAUUCCCCUCCUGCGCCGAGCUCUGGCCGUGAGCAAGCGGCCGCUGUUGCUGUUUGCCAGCCCCUGGACCGCCCCAGCCUGGAUGAGGAGUAACGGGGAUGUCCGUGGGAAAGGGACUCUGAAGGGGAAGGCAGGGGACAAGUACCACAAGACCUGGGCCAACUACUUCAUCAAGUUCCUGGAUGAAUACGCCAAGCACAACGUGACCUUCUGGGCAGUGACGGCGCAGAACGAGCCACUGGCCGGGCUCUUCACGCCCCCCCAGGCCCCCACCAUCGCCUUCACAGCCGCACAGCAGCGGGAUUUCAUCGCCCAGGACCUGGGCCCCGCGCUGGCGCGCAGCCCCCACCGCACACGGCUCCUCAUGCUCGACGACCAGCGCAUCCACCUCCCACACUGGGCCAAAGUGGUCCUGGGAAAUGCCACAGCUGCCCGUUACGUGGCUGGCCUGGCCGUCCACUGGUACCUGGAUGCCAUCGUCCCGCCCGGCUGCAGCCUGGAAGCCACCCACAAGCUCUUCCCUGACCAUUUCCUCCUCUACACGGAGGCCUGCACCGGCUUCUUCAUGUUCCGCUUCGCCGUGUCUCUGGGCUGCUGGGAGCGCGGGGACCACUACAGCCACAGCAUCCUGACGGUCAUGAACCACUUCGUGUCUGGUUGGACCGAUUGGAACCUGGCCCUGGACCUGGAGGGAGGCCCCAACUGGGUCAAGAACUUUGUGGACAGCCCAGUCAUCGUGGAUGGCAGCAAGGAUGUUUUCUACAAGCAGCCCAUGUUCUACCACCUGGGCCACUUCAGCAAGUUCAUCCCCGAGGGCUCCCGGCGGGUGGGGCUGCACAGCAGCCGCCGCUGCCUCCUCUGCCAGCUGGAGCACGUGGCCGUCCUGCGCCCCGACGGUGCCCUCGUCCUGGUGGUCCUCAACAGGUUUGGCCGGGAUGUGCCGUUUGGGAUCCGGGACCCUGCCGUGGGGUUCAUUGAGGCUGUGGCUCCAGCCCACUCCAUCCAGACCUAUCUGUGGCGCCAGCAGUGAUAGCCAGGGGAGUGCUGGG